Molecule: messenger RNA, 1523 nt
Organism: Manduca sexta (tobacco hornworm)
Lineage: Eukaryota; Metazoa; Arthropoda; Insecta; Lepidoptera; Sphingidae
Product: mitochondrial import inner membrane translocase subunit TIM44
Exons: 8
Coding region: 180-1490 (436 amino acids)
Biological process (GO): protein import into mitochondrial matrix
Cellular component (GO): mitochondrial inner membrane
Molecular function (GO): protein-folding chaperone binding
Source: RefSeq, a predicted model, not a curated record
ACUAUUUGUCAACGAAAACAAACCUACAGUCUUUUGACAGUUGGUCGCACGGAUUUACGAAUGAGUUUUCGUCAAUGUCGUAAUAAAAUAUAUAUUUUUUUCUUUUACAUAUCUUCUAAUUUAAUAGCUUAUCUGGGAUAUUUUAUAACCGGUGUUAUCUGUGUGUGUUUAAUUGGAAAAUGCACUCGUGUAGACAGUUAUUGUAUAGUCCGGCAAGGUGGAAAUGCGCUUUGCCAAUAAAUCUAAAACCCACAGUUCUUACAAUCAAGUCGGACCAGUACACAGUGCAAGAAUGCCGGCAGUACUCAGCCCGGAAGGGUUUCUUCUCCUCAAUCAUAGAGAACAUAAAGGAGGAUAUAGCCAAGAACAAGGAGAUGAAAGAUAACAUCAAAAAGUUCAGGGAGGAGGCGCAGAAACUUGAGAACUCAGAGGCCCUGCAAGCAGCAAGAAGAAAGUUCCAUGCAGUAGAGUCAGAAGCCUCCAAGAGCUCCGAGGUCCUGAAAGAGACAAUUGAAGGCAUCAAGGGGAAGAUGGAGCAUGUCCUGGAGGAAGCAAGCAAAACCGACAUUGCCAAGAAAGCUGGUAAAUUUACAGAAGAUAUCUCAAAGUCAGCUAGGGGUGCUGCGGAGAGUAUAGCAGACAAGAGCCAGAAGCUCGGUCAGACUUCUGCUUUUAAGACUAUAUCUCAAGCUACAGAAGUAGUGAAGAAUGAGAUAUCGCCGCGCGGUUUAGAGGGACGCGUCUACUCCUCGCCCGUCACGUUGAGGAAACGAGUUGAGGUUGCUGAAGAUGAGAGAACGUUCACCCCCGACACGGAAUCCACUGGCGUAGAACUGCACAAGGAUUCGAAAUUCUAUCAACAAUGGGAAGACUUUAAGAACAACAAUCAGUAUGUCAAUAAGGUAUUAGAUUGGAAAAUAAAAUACGAAGAAUCGGACAACGCGGUGGUGCGGGCAUCUCGCUUCGUCACCGAGAAGGUGGGCAGCCUCUUCGGAAAUCUAUUUGAAAAGACCGAGCUAUCCAAAACGUUAACCGAAAUCUGUAAAAUGGACCCAAACUUCACGGCACAAAAGUUCUUAGAAGACUGCGGGAACGAUAUCAUACCGAACAUUCUAGAAGCCAUGGUCAGAGGAGACCUCGACAUACUCAAGGACUGGUGUUACGAAGGCGUGUUCAACAUACUAGCGACACCGAUCAAACAGUGCAAACAGUUAGGGUACUACCUCGACUCCAAGAUAUUAGACAUUGAGCAGAUAGAGUUAGUUAUGGGCAAAAUAAUGGACCAGGGUCCUGUUUUGGUGAUCACAUUCCAGUCUCAGCAGAUUAUGUGCGUGCGGGAUUCAAAAAACAACGUGAUAGAGGGCGACCCGGAUAAAGUGAUGAGAGUGAACUAUGUGUGGGUGUUGUGCCGGGACCCUCAGGAGUUGAACCCGAAGGCGGCGUGGAGGCUGCUCGAGCUGUCGGCCAACAGCGUAGAACAGUUAAUAUAGCCAUGUAGAUGAAUUAAAUCGUUGACAGUUUAA